UGUACCGACGCCUGUAUGUGACUGGGCCAUAUAUUUAUGGAUUCCUGCAGCCGAUGUUUGGAAAUUGGGCCUUGCAACGCCUAUUAGGACUCACAGCCUAUCUAGGGAUAAAGCUCGUAAAUUAGAAGAGUCUACAGAAUCAACAUUUCAACGCCAAGAAGCUAUGACGAAUGCGACCAAAAAUCUUACAAAUGCAAUAAGAGAUUUUGUGAAUGAAAGUGAAAACUUGUAUGAGGCAAAACUAGAAGCGCGUGUGAUUACAAGACGUAUAGAAGAUAUAAACCAUGAUAACUGUGAGGAAAAAGCAAUCGAAGAAGAAUUACACUCAUAUGACUUUUAUCCAACUCAUCUCACAAACGUUUUAUCACAACAAACAAUAUCAUUAUUGUCUAUCCUGACGAACUAUUGUGCAAAAUCAAACACCUCUCCUUAUGAUUUCAUUCUAGACCUAUCACCGACAUCCAAAAUAAGGAAUGAAUUCAGUUAUGAACAAUGGUCAGAAUUAUCGAAAAGGCCCGAGGUUGUUAAAAAAACUUUUCAUCAAGAAAUCGAACCAUUUAUUGUGCUUCUAUUUGAAAAUAACGUGAGAAUAAAUGGAUUAAAAAGUAAAAUUUUGAGGUAG
This is a messenger RNA of Racocetra fulgida, 622 nucleotides long. Lineage: Eukaryota; Fungi; Glomeromycota; Glomeromycetes; Diversisporales; Gigasporaceae. The record is from the annotation of a GenBank genome assembly.